Messenger RNA from Trichoderma harzianum CBS 226.95, 1197 nucleotides. RefSeq lists its product as hypothetical. Gene Ontology annotation, molecular function: catalytic activity. Lineage: Eukaryota; Fungi; Ascomycota; Sordariomycetes; Hypocreales; Hypocreaceae. Gene Ontology annotation, biological process: nucleoside metabolic process. The transcript has 2 exons. Bases 213 to 1070 code for a protein of 285 amino acids. The record is from RefSeq and is a predicted model, not a curated record.
GCCUGUUGCAAGGAUGUCCGACGCUGAACAUGGGCGCGUUGAUGCCCAACUUGACGAGGCUCUGAGAUUUUAAUACGCACCCAAAUCUUGUUUUCCUAUUAUCCUCUAUGAGUUGGUCAAAUAGACACGCCUACGUGGAUUUAUUAACUGCAUUUUCCCAUCGGACGACGACGAAAGAUAUAACGAAGAGUCUUCCUCUAUAAAAAGACAGCAUGGCGACGCCGCAGCUUUCAGAUUCUCGACAGUAUACCGUUGGCAUAAUUACCGCUCUUGACAAGGAGCUGGCAGCAGCAAUGGCUGUGCUCGAUGAAAAGCACCGGAAGCCGCAGAAAUUUAAAAAGCACCCAAAAGACACCAACACCUAUACUUGGGGCAGGAUUGGAGAGCACAAUGUUGUUAUUGCGUCUUUGGCCGCUGGAAGCUAUGGCACCGUAUCCGCAGCCACGACCGCCUCGAGCAUGAUUAGCUCUCUUCCACAUAUCCGGUUUGGCCUCAUGGUCGGCAUUGGGGCCGGAGUCCCUAGAUUGGAGGACAAAAUUGACAUUCGCCUUGGUGAUGUCGUCGUUAGCCAACCCACUGGAACAAGCCCAGGAGUGGUCCAGUACGACCUCGGUAAACUGAAAAAGGACGGCAAGUUUGAGCGCGUUGGUCAGCUCAGCGCGCCUCCGGACGUCCUUCUGAAAGGCCUUCAAGCGCUCAAGGCAGAGCACUUGAUAGAAGACUCCCAAAUACCCACGAUCCUAGAGGACAUGGUGCAGCGCUACCCCAAGAUGAAAGAACCGGGAGAGAACGGAGCUUCAGGCUUCAUCUACCAGGGCAUAGAAAAUGAUCGGUUGUUCAUGGCGUCCUCUAUUCAUAUAGACAUCCCAAUCACUGACGGUACGGCAUCCGGCCACGACAGCGCGUGUGCACAUUGCGAUUCUACUAAAGAGAUAAAACGCAAGGACCGAUCUUCCAAGCCGGCGAUUCACUACGGUGUCAUUGCGUCAGGGAACUCGGUCAUAAAAGACGGCGUUUCUCGAGACGAGGUCCUGCAGCGACUUGAAGAGAGUCAUCCGGGGAAUCUGUGACUAUGCAGAUACACACAAGAACGAUCGCUGGCAGAACUACGCAGCUGCGACUGCGGCUGCAUUUGCAAAGGAACUGUUAACCGCCAUAGACGGGGACGAUGUUGAGAGCACCCCGCCGAUAGAGGAA